GUGAGGGGGAUGGACUGAUUCCGCUUGGCCUGAACCUACAUCGGCAUCAUGAUGGACAUGGUGGUGACUCUGACUCACCACCGCACACUGAACAGGAACAUGUUGCACACAUGAGCUGCUGAGCCUCAGAGGACUGCACACAUGCGGCUUUUGUAUGUCCUAAUGCAGGGAAAGAAGCAAAGUAUUGCAUCUUCUUACCCUCUGAAAACUUGCACUUCCAUACUUGAUGGUCAUCAGAUGUGGGUUGCCAGUCCCUAAGAACACCCUUUUCAACUGUUGGAACAAAAAAACAGAAAUUAAAGGAUGGUUUUACGCAGUAUUUUGAUGAAGACUGUUCCUUCAGACAGUUCAUGUAUCAGCUACGGAUGACCUGUGUUAGCUCAGGAAUUUAAACUAGAAUGACAUUACAGAGGUUGCUUCAGUGGCUCGACUACUUUAUCACCUCCCUUUUAAAAACAGUAUUUAUUUUACAGCUAGGCUUUAUUGUUUAUGAAUAAAUAUCAGAUAAAACACUGCUAUAUAUAUUUUUUUAACAUGCAUGACAAAUCUUUUUGCAUGCACUGUGAACAUGUCUAACUACAAUACCGGUUAUUAGGUCAUCAGUGUUUAAUCACAGGUGAAAUUGUAUGGACUAAUAGGUUUUGUUUGCACCCAGUAACAACCCAGUCCACAGCAGGUAUUACAACAGCCCAUAUAGCUUUAUUAACAAUAAAGCUACACCUAUAAACCAGAGUUUACAAGGGACAUUUUGCAAGAUUCUCCAUUCUCAAGAUGAGUAACAAGUCAGAUUUAGAAGGUGUGGUCUACACGCUGGAGGAGCUGGAAUGCAAGAUCUGCUACAGCCGUUAUGACGCACGUGCCCGCAAGCCCAAGCUGCUUGCCUGCCUGCACCGCGUCUGUGCUAGAUGCCUGAAAAAGAUGGCCGAGAUGGAGUCAUCACCCGGCGUCGUCAGUUGCCCGUUCUGCCGCCAUCAGACACAUUUGCCCGAUGAGGAAAUCUGGCUCCUGCAGGAUGACAGCAACAUCCUGGCCAUCCUGUCCUACCAGGAACAAGUAAGAAAGAGUGGCUCAGUCCCUGCAGGUGAAGUUCUCCUCACCCCAACCAGUCUGAGUGGAGGAGAAAUAGGAGGAAAUGGAAAUGAAGGGGGAAGAGAACAGGCCCAUAGUUCCUCAGACUGCCUGGUCAUUACCAUCAUGGAGGUACCAGGAGAGUCACAAUCGCCGGACUCCACCGGGAUGCUAAACAUGGUGCGCCUGUACAGACCGGCAAGCUUGGACUCUCUGCCGUGCCACGUGCCCGUGCAGAAGUGGCGAGCAUGGACAUCGCACACGGUGCCACGCUUUGUCAUGGGCUUCCUUUGCCUGAUCUACUUCAGCUCGCUUCCUCUGGGCAUCUACUUGCUCAUGAUUCAGAAGCUUACAUUAGGCGUGAUCCUAGUCAGUUUGGUGCCGUCCACUCUCGUCCUGUGCGUCUUUUACGGCUUCUGCCAGUGCCUGUGCCAUGAGAUCAUGGAGGCUAUCACAACAUAGCAGCGUGCAAACGUUAGAGAUUGUGAAUAAAGCCAAAAUGACAAAUUUGUUCUUUUGUUCUGACUGCUCAUCUACCGUUGCACUGGAACAUACCAGCAUUUUAAAGUGAACAUGUUAAACCAUUUUCAUAUAAAGGGCAAUAUAUGUCUAACUUAAGCAGUUCAGACUUCACAACCAUUUCAGGUUGUAAGUAUUAAGCUUAGAUUGCCUCAACUUGCAAUUUUUUUUUUCCUCCGGCAGGGUACGUUCAACAUGACUGUAAUCCUUUUACAUCCCACUAAUAAUAGAAUGAAAGUUUAUCUUAUCUAACAUGGAGACUAUGGGAUUUGUUCUGUUCUAUGAGUAAAAAUGUCCUCUCUACUUUUGACAAUCCAUUUGUUGUGUAACUUGAAAGUAUAGUCUUGUUAUACUUGUCAAAGUUCCUAGUUGCCUUUGUAAGGCAUGUCAG
Messenger RNA from Trichomycterus rosablanca, 1978 nucleotides. RefSeq names its product E3 ubiquitin-protein ligase RNF182. Bases 772 to 1530 code for a protein of 252 amino acids. Lineage: Eukaryota; Metazoa; Chordata; Actinopteri; Siluriformes; Trichomycteridae. The record is from RefSeq and is a predicted model, not a curated record. The transcript is spliced from 2 exons.